Nanorana parkeri is the source of this 1635-nucleotide messenger RNA. It is a transcript of the gene CCNC, whose product is annotated as cyclin C. Gene Ontology annotation, cellular component: nucleus; mediator complex. Gene Ontology annotation, biological process: positive regulation of transcription by RNA polymerase II. The coding region runs from base 152 to 1003 and encodes 283 amino acids. Lineage: Eukaryota; Metazoa; Chordata; Amphibia; Anura; Dicroglossidae. The transcript is spliced from 12 exons. The record is from RefSeq and is a predicted model, not a curated record. Gene Ontology annotation, molecular function: cyclin-dependent protein serine/threonine kinase regulator activity.
AGUCGGAAGCAUAUUCGGGUUGCACGCCGGCUCUCUUCCUGUACAGUAGCUGGAGGGACCAGUGUCGCGGUGCGGAACGGCGGAGAGAAGCUCGGUGUGACGUCACCAGUCCGGUGUACCGCUCAGACGUGUCGCGGCCGGUUGAGGUUUGAUGGCGGGGAAUUUCUGGCAGAGCUCUCACUAUUUACAAUGGAUUUUGGAUAAACAGGAUUUAUUAAAAGAGCGCCAAAAGGACCUGAAAUUUUUAUCAGAAGAAGAGUAUUGGAAACUGCAGAUAUUUUUCACAAAUGUAAUCCAAGCUUUAGGAGAACAUCUUAAAUUAAGACAACAAGUUAUAGCUACUGCCACUGUUUACUUUAAAAGAUUCUAUGCACGGUAUUCUCUGAAAAGUAUAGACCCUGUGUUAAUGGCACCAACAUGUGUGUUUUUGGCAUCCAAAGUAGAGGAGUUUGGUGUUGUAUCAAACACAAGGUUAAUCUCUGCUGCUACUUCUGUAUUAAAAACUAGGUUUUCUUAUGCAUUCCCAAAAGAGUUUCCUUAUAGGAUGAACCAUAUACUGGAAUGUGAGUUCUACCUUUUAGAAUUAAUGGACUGUUGUUUGAUAGUGUAUCAUCCAUAUAGACCCUUGUUACAGUAUGUACAAGAUAUGGGACAAGAAGACAUGCUGCUUCCUCUAGCAUGGAGGAUAGUCAACGACACAUACCGCACAGAUCUCUGUCUGCUGUACCCUCCCUUCAUGAUUGCUCUAGCUUGUUUACAUGUGGCCUGUGUUGUUCAGCAGAAGGAUGCUCGACAGUGGUUUGCAGAACUUUCUGUGGACAUGGAAAAGAUCUUAGAAAUCAUCAGAGUUAUCUUGAAGUUGUAUGAGCAGUGGAAGAAUUUUGAUGAGAGAAAGGAAAUGGCUUCCAUACUUGGUAAAAUGCCUAAACCAAAGCCUCCACCUAACAGUGAAGGGGAACAGGGACCAAACGGAAGCCAAAGCUCCAGUUACAAUCAAUCCUGAAACUUCUGUUUAUCCAGUACUGGACCAAACUGGAUCAAGAUUUUGCCAUAGUGAUCAUCCACAGACUUUAUUGACUUAGUAUUCUUAAGUGGGCUACUCAGCCUUUCUUCUCCAACUCAGGAGAUAUAUUUUGGACCUUCACUGAGGUCUUAUGAUUAUGGGUACACCCUUCAUGAACCUCAAAGACAGCUCUCAAAUGAUUGCACAUUGUUUUUCUUUUGCAGAGUAAGAUGGAAGCAGUUUUCUGAUUUAAAAUAAUCUGAAUAUAAUUCUCAAAUGUAUUAAAUGAUGUUACAGUAUGUUCAUCUUCCUAAUUGCUCACUUUUUUUUUUCACAGGAAGUUAUUACCUGAUAUGCUGUUAUUAGAGAAAGCCAUGUGAUCUAUAUUAUGUCACGCAAGCAGUUUUCACUGUCAUAGAAUGUGUGAAAGAUUGUAUUUGUCUGUAGCAUAUGUAUUCAUAUUGAGGGUACCCAAACUACUGUGAUGGCUGCAAUUAUGCAGUGUGUUUUAUACAUUUCUAAAUCGUAUGUUUAUUGUGUACCACAGAUAGGUAUACAUUCAUACAGUCCCAAAGGCUUGACCAUACUAUGGCUUAUUUGUGGUGCUGUUGGUAAAUGGGCCCAUAUGAAUU